Mesoplodon densirostris (Blainville's beaked whale) is the source of this 1564-nucleotide messenger RNA. It is a transcript of the gene ENDOV, whose product is annotated as endonuclease V. The transcript is spliced from 10 exons. Gene Ontology annotation, molecular function: RNA endonuclease activity producing 5'-phosphomonoesters, hydrolytic mechanism; single-stranded RNA binding. NCBI's taxonomy places the organism in Eukaryota, Metazoa, Chordata, Mammalia, Artiodactyla, Ziphiidae. The record is from RefSeq and is a predicted model, not a curated record. The coding region runs from base 26 to 937 and encodes 303 amino acids. Gene Ontology annotation, biological process: DNA repair. Gene Ontology annotation, cellular component: cytoplasm; nucleolus.
CGGAAGGGGCGCUCAGGCCCGCGCCAUGGCCCGAAAGGCGGCAGGGAGGCCGCCGGAGGAAACACUGUCGCUCUGGAAACGGGAGCAAGCCCUGUUGAAGACACUUGUCGUGGACCGGGACACGGAGGCGUGGCAACGGGACCCCGCUUUUUCGGGCCUGCAGAGGGUCGGGGGCGUGGACGUGUCCUUUGUGAAGGGCGACAGUGUCAGCGCCUGCGCCUCUCUGGUGGUGCUCAGCUACCCUGAGCUCGAGGUCCUUUUUGUGGAUGGAAAUGGGGUGCUCCACCACCGAGGCUUUGGGGUAGCCUGCCACCUUGGUGUCCUCACAGACCUGCCCUGCAUCGGGGUGGCCAAGAAACUCCUGCAGGUGGAUGGGCUGGAGAACAACGCUCUGCACAAGGAGAAGAUACGGCUCCUGAAGGCUGGAGGAGACUCAUUUCCUCUGAUGGGAGGCUCCGGGACCGUCCUGGGCAUGGCCCUAAAGAGCCACGACCACAGCACCAAGCCCCUCUAUGUCUCUGUGGGCCACAAGAUGAGCCUGGAGGCAGCCGUGCGCCUGACCCAUGGCUGUUGCAAGUUUCGGAUCCCGGAGCCUGUGCGCCAGGCUGACAUCCGCUCCCGAGACUACAUCCGCAGGACCCUGGGAGUCCAAGAGGCCCCUGCCUUGCGGCUGGAAAGGAGCAAGAAGGCACAGAAGCCAAAGGCGUGCCCCCAGGGAGUCUCAGAAGAGCCCGCAGGUUCUCCAUCUCUGAGAGCAUUUUCUGCCAAAGAUGGGGAUGAGCCCCAUCAGAAGAAAUGGCCCAAACUCCAACAGAGAAUUUGGGGAAGAGGAAAGGAAGCGCUUUGGGAGUGCACACUUCAUGCCAGAAAGGCCUCCGGGGACCACCAGGAGGAAUUCCAGAGGCCCCACUCUGGACGCCGAGCCCACCCUCCUUAACGCUGUGCCUCACACGCCCAGCCUCAGCACUGCCCUCCGCAUGGUGGUAAUCACUCUCCUCUGUCCCUCCCACUAGACUGAGAGCCUUGAGGGCAGCAACAGACUUUCUCACCCAGUUCAGCACCCAGCAGAGUGCCAGGCACGUGGGAGGGGCUGCUGGCACCAGCCAGCGACAUCUGGAGCCCAGAGGAUUCUGAGCUGAGGAUGACCGUGUUUGGAGGAUAGGGCUCCCUGAGACGCCUUGGGCCUCCUGCAGGAAUGGGAGGCUACUCUGGGAGUGAGAUAUUGAAAGUAAGGCACUUGGCAUGUGGGCAGUCAGCCAGUCCUGGCCGGUUCUCCUUCCAGAGAGGGUGACCCAAGGGAUUCACCACCCUUCUUGGGAAGGAAAAGAAGACCCCUCUUCCACCUGCUCAGUCUGCAAUGCUGAGUACCUGCUCUGGUCUAACAAGACAAACUCUUGGCCAUGGAGCUUUCAGACAACAUAUAAGUACAUUAUCAACUCUGUUGGAUGGUGAUAAGACCUACGGAGAAAAAUCGGGGCAGGGAGUAUGGGGGCUGUGGGGUGUAACUUUUAAGCAGGUGGGUCACCUCACUAAAGAGGCAAGCAUCCUGCUAAUGUCUUGGGGA